AUGUGUCAACCAACCCGUGAUAUUGACAAAAGUGUUCCGACAAAAAGAUCAAGGCAAGUCCUUAGCUUGUGGUCACUAACUCAUCACUCAUGGCCUGCAUUACUUUUAGCCUUUGUUGAUAUGCUCAAUUCGAUGCGUUUUGGGAAACUUGACCCAAAAUCUGUCGAGGCAUUCAGGAAAUUAUCACGACCUGUCAAAUACACUGAUGGAAUUGGUCCAACGCAACUAUAUCCAACUCGUAAAGAAGUUGACUUAGCAAAUAGUCAAAGACUUCGAGAGCUGCCGGAUCAAAUUAUCAGGUAUCCAGCAGCAGAUAGUCCGGGUCGUGACUCUAACGGAAGACCCAUAUCCCAUGAACAAAUGGGCCGUCUCCUCGAACGUCU
This is a messenger RNA of Serpula lacrymans var. lacrymans S7.9, 383 nucleotides long. RefSeq lists its product as uncharacterized. Lineage: Eukaryota; Fungi; Basidiomycota; Agaricomycetes; Boletales; Serpulaceae. The annotation marks the transcript as partial. The transcript has 2 exons. The record is from RefSeq and is a predicted model, not a curated record.